Eremothecium cymbalariae DBVPG#7215 is the source of this 3591-nucleotide messenger RNA. It is a transcript of the gene AXL1, whose product is annotated as Axl1p. The transcript has a single exon. Gene Ontology annotation, cellular component: cytosol; mitochondrion. Lineage: Eukaryota; Fungi; Ascomycota; Saccharomycetes; Saccharomycetales; Saccharomycetaceae. Gene Ontology annotation, biological process: peptide catabolic process. The record is from RefSeq and is a predicted model, not a curated record. The coding region runs from base 1 to 3591 and encodes 1196 amino acids. Gene Ontology annotation, molecular function: metal ion binding; metalloendopeptidase activity.
AUGACAUUAAACAAGAAACCGGUUUUCUUUGAUGUGACACUUUACACACCUAUUUCUUCUUCGAAGCGGUCUCACCGAAUCAUCCAAUUAAGUAAUAAUUUGUUGGCUUUAUUAAUCUCAGACCCUUCAGAGACCAUAGCUUCAUGCGCUAUUUCGGUUGCAACUGGUUCUCAUAAUGAUCCACCGGAGCUUCCAGGUCUUGCGCAUUUCUGCGAACAUAUGGUUCUAUCUUCGGGGUCGAAGAAAUAUCCUGAGCCCAAUUUCUUCCAUGAAUCAUUAACCAGGAACAAUGGUUCGAAAAAUGCGCACACUACUGGGGAGCAGACAUCUUUUUACUUUGAAGUUCCUCAUACUACCUCAGCGGAACUGCAUGUAUUUGAGCAGCUAAUCGAUAUUCUUGCUGCGUCCUUCAAGGAGCCUGUAUUUCAUGACAUAUUGGUUAACAAGGAAAUUUAUGCCAUCCAUAGUGAGCAUAUGGGGAAUAAGUCCACGUUAUCCAAGAUGUUAUAUCAUGCUACGAGACUACUUGCCAAUGAGAAUCAUCCUUUCAGUCAUUUCUCGACUGGUAAUGUGUUCACGUUAACGAAUAUGCCUAGAGUAAAUAAGCUUAAUUUGAAGACAGAGUUGAUUAAAUACUUCAAGGAACAUUUCCGCGCUGAGAAGAUGGUGGUAUGUAUCAGAGGCUCUCAGUCGUUGAAUCAACUAAGCAAGUUGGCUCAGUUAAAAUUUGGUGAUAUUCCAGGAUCUGCUGCCGCUGGGUCACCGACUUCUUCUCCCUUGAAAUUAAAAUCUUGGCGAAGCUCGAAUUCCAUAACAAGCAGCGUAGAUACUUCCUCAACUUUGGCUAGCUUAGAUGAAUCCAGAAUUCUCAAGGAUACAUGGUUGCCCCGUUAUUCUAAGGAGCCUGUGUUCACCCCAAGGCCCAAAUAUAAUUCCAUGAUGAUACAGUCUAAAAAGCCGCCGGUGAUACGAUUUAUUUUCCCAGUUAACUAUCUUUCUACUAGAUUUACGGAUAAAGAAAUUGCCACAUAUACGAAGGCAUGGUGUGAUAUUAUAGGUGAUGAAGGAUAUGGGUCUUUUUGCCAUUUCCUCAGACAAAAUAACUAUAUUAGUGAUCUUUUGGCAUUUUCGUCUUCUUUUGCAGUGAAUGAUGAUGGAUUGAUUUUACAAUUGCAUUUAACCAAUUAUGGCUGGGCCAAUGUAUCCAUUAUUGUUCCUUUGUUUUGGAAGUACACAGUUAACACAAUUUUGGACACUUCUUUAUCGAAAAUAGGUCAAUAUUUAAGUGAAUUAAAUUCCAUCGAUCUUUUGAAGUUUCUUUACCAAGACGUGGAAAGAUCACCAAUGGAACGUUGUGCAGAGCUAUGUGAUCAAUUGAUGCAGGAUCUAUCUGUGGUACCGCCGCCAUUCAUUUUGAAAACAUCGGGGCUUAUGUUUGAUUGUAAUGAUCCCCGUAUUCAAAAGAUUGGUAGCUACUCUGAGUCACAAAACUCAACGGAUUGGUGGAGGGGCCAAGCAAUUAAAUUCCAGACAUUUGUUAAAGAAUUUACAACAAUAGAAAACGUUAAGAUGAUAAUGCUUGGACCUCUUUCCAAAUGCCCUUUCUAUUCAAAUAGUAUGCAACUAACCGCUGAUACCCAUUACGAAUAUGACUACUUGAAAGCAUACAUUGAAAUAACAGAACUAGAAGCUAUUGAUAAUGAAUAUGAAUUUCAUAUUCCUUCCCCAAAUCAGUUUUUAGUUCCUGUUGGUCACAAGCUUUCAUACAUCAAGAAAGCGCUUUUGGCAGCGUCUGCCCAAUCUGAGAAUUCGUCGUUAUUCAUAGUUACACAAUCAGACUUACUACAAACCACUCCCAGCUUGGCUGGUAAAAAUGCCUUUUACGAGCUGUGGACCAAAGAGGAAGAUAUAAAUCUAUCCUUCAAAUCCAAGAGCAUUGUCAGCCUGGAGGUCAUUAGUACAACCUUAAAGCCCGCGCCAGAAUAUACAAUGCAACUUGAAAUUUUAGGGCAGUUACUCUUUUCAAUCAUAUCUCCAGUUCUAUAUCCAGCAGAACGUGCAGGCUAUACAUACGAGCUUUCCUUAUCAUCCAAGGGAGAUGUUAGACUUGGAAUCACCUUGUCUGGAUUUACAGAAGGUAUCAUGGGGAUCUUGAAUAUUAUACUUGACUCUUUGCUUGAGCUUGGGGAAGAUUCGGUGGAAAUUUCCAAAGGAAUGUUUAGGAGAGCAAGAGUUAUGGUGAGGACUAAGUAUGAAGAGGCUGCAAGUGAAAAUUGUGCCACCCUUGCAAGUUUAGGUCUUUUAAUUGUUUUAGAAGGCUGUAUGUGGACUUUAGAGGACAGAUUAAAUGCUCUGGAAGAUAUAGACAUGGAGUCUUUUGUCCAGUUCAUGAAACUUUUCAUUAAUGGAAGAAAUUAUUUAAAUUUAUUGGUCCAAGGGUCAGAUUUAUCGCUCGCAGACAAGGUGAAUGAUUGUGUGGAUGCCAAACUAACGCAUCAUAUGUCCAGUUUAGAAACCGGCAAGAAUAUCUUAGUUGAGCCUACUACUCACUUCAUACCUCGAGGGAGUAACUUAUGUGUGAAGAAAUCGGGGUCUCAUGACGAUCCAAACAAUAGUAUUGUCUAUUUUAUUCAAACGGGUACUAGAGAUAACAACUACGCAUAUACCUUAACUGUUUUUACAGAGUUUUUAAUGUCUAUGACGCUGGUGCCCGAUUUAAGAGGAAAGAAACAGAUUGGUUACGUUGUAUUAGGUGGUCUCAGGGUACUCUCCGAUACUGUAGGAUUGCAUAUUACAACAAUGUCAAGCAAUCCACCCGAAUAUUUGGAGAAAAAGAUCGAUGAAUAUCUAUCUUAUUUAGAAAGUAUGGUGCUUAUGAAAUUGAACAAUGAGCAAUUCAAGAUGAAUUAUUUGAAUAAAUUCCUCCGAUUAGUUGAAAGUAACUCUUUAAGCAAGAUUGAGAAAACAUCAGGUCCCGCAAACCUAAUGAGUCAAAUUGAAGCUAACGUUCGCAGUGGAAGCCAAAACGGCAGUAUGGCAAUGAAAUCUCAUAAGCGCAUAAGAAAUCAAAUAAGUUACAGAAGAUACAAUUUCGAAGAGGAAGAUGAACCUAUCAAUGCGAAAACUAUUAGAAAUUUGACCCUAAGAGAGUACAUGGCAUUUUUCCAUGAAAAGAUUAGCGUUUACUCGAAGAGCAGAGCCAAAAUGUCAGUCAUGGUUACAAGUCCAAUGAGUAAAGAUGAAGUUCAAAGUAAAAUGAUGUUUUUACAGAUAGAAUCCUUCUUGAAGAUGAAGGGAUUCAAUAUCCCAAGUGAAGAUCUUAAAAGCAUAAUAGUAAAAUCUGGUGGGAAACCAACUGUCUUGUUAAAGCAUCUUUUCAGCUACUUCAGAGUUCGGGGAGAAAGCAUAAAGUUAUUAACAGCUAUAGUCAAGGAAAUUGUGAAACAGGCAAGCAACAAACCCCCAGGUUCCGCUGCUAAGACUAGUGCUACCCCUACAGGUACGUCUGGGACUCUGCAAGCGAUGAGCCAAACUGUAGCACCUGCGGUUCCUUUGAUAGAAGUCACAGACGUGAAUUCCUACCGCGUAUAG